AUACUACACCUACCCACCACCUUGGCAUUUGAUUCGGUGGGAAGACGUAAGAGAAGAAGAAGAUGAACGUGGAUCUGGAAUCCUUGGCCGAGGCCACUUCUGGAGCUAUAGGAUCAUUGCUCAGUUCUACAAUUCUCUACCCGCUUGAUACCUGCAAGACUAAGUAUCAAGCCGAGGCACGUUCUCAUGGUAAUCGAAAGUACAAGAAUCUCUCUGAUGUGUUAUGGGAGGCAGUAUCUAAGGGUCAGGUGCUUUCCCUUUACCAAGGCCUUGGAACAAAGAAUCUUCAAUCCUUCAUUUCACAGUUUAUCUACUUCUAUGGCUACAGUUACUUUAAAAGGCUGUACCUGGAAAAAAGUGGAUAUAGAUCCAUUGGAACAAGAGCAAACUUGUUAAUCGCCGCUGCUGCUGGGGCUGUCACAGCCAUUACAACUCAGCCCCUGGAUACAGCCUCUUCAAGGAUGCAGACAAGUGCCUUUGGAAAGUCUAAAGGACUAUUAAAAACCCUUACAGAAGGCUCAUGGAGUGAUAUAUUUGAUGGCCUUAGCAUUUCUUUGCUUCUGACCACAAACCCUGCAAUUCAGUAUACAGUGUUUGAUCAGCUGAAACAGCGAGUACUGAAGAAUAAACAAAAAACCGCUGAUAAAAGAGUAUCUCCAGCAUCGCUAUCUGCGUUUAUGGCCUUUCUUUUAGGUGCAAUUUCGAAGAGUAUUGCUACCUGUCUAACAUAUCCUGCCAUCAGGUGCAAAGUCAUCAUUCAAGCUGCAGAAGCGGAUGAAGAAACUUCCGGAAAAAAAAUUAGAACACCGAAAACUGUGUCCAGUGUUCUCUACGGAAUAUGGCAAAGGGAGGGCAUUUUGGGCUAUUUUAAAGGAUUACAUGCUCAGAUAUUGAAAACUGUUUUGAGCUCGGCACUGCUCUUGAUGAUCAAGGAAAAGAUCUCCGCCACUACCUGGGUUCUCAUUCUUGCAAUUAAACGGUAUCUCUUACUCCCAAAGGGCAGGGUUAAGAACUUGUAAGUUUUACAGAGGAAGAAGGUUCUACGCAUUUUCGAUAAUGGAUUUGGUUGGAAUGCAAUGUGUUCGUUUUAACGGAUACAUCAAUUUCUUCAGAGCUGAGACAAGGUUCUUUUUCUGGCUUCGCUUUGGUCCUAUACCCUUCACUAAUUGGUGUAGAACAACUUGUCCAUGAAUUUACGCAAACAAUAGACAUAGCUAGAUUGGAAGUCUUUUAACAAUAAAUGCAUUUGAGAUUUGAUUUGUUACAUUGCAGACACGAAAUAACGAAUGUCAUUCCUUAGUUUGUUUAUAGUUGGUAUUUUUAUAUGCUGUGGAAAUCCUACAUCAGAAGGAUAUAAGUUAAGAUUAGCUUAAGUGCUUGAUAAAUAAAAUAAGCACUAUUUGAUGUAGUAGCUUCAGUUCCAAGUUAAUAAAGUUUGUUAUUGUUCUGUA
Molecule: messenger RNA, 1451 nt
Organism: Vicia villosa (hairy vetch)
Lineage: Eukaryota; Viridiplantae; Streptophyta; Magnoliopsida; Fabales; Fabaceae
Product: peroxisomal adenine nucleotide carrier 1
Exons: 5
Coding region: 63-1019 (318 amino acids)
Biological process (GO): fatty acid beta-oxidation; peroxisome organization; transmembrane transport
Cellular component (GO): peroxisomal membrane
Molecular function (GO): ATP transmembrane transporter activity; ADP transmembrane transporter activity
Source: RefSeq, a predicted model, not a curated record